This is a messenger RNA of Camellia sinensis, 3279 nucleotides long. RefSeq names its product vacuolar protein sorting-associated protein 53 A. NCBI's taxonomy places the organism in Eukaryota, Viridiplantae, Streptophyta, Magnoliopsida, Ericales, Theaceae. Gene Ontology annotation, biological process: retrograde transport, endosome to Golgi. Gene Ontology annotation, cellular component: GARP complex. The record is from RefSeq and is a predicted model, not a curated record.
AUCGAAUUGGGAAACUCCUCCGGAAUCAAAAAAACUGAGUUAUGCAUCGAACUGUCUGAAAGUGUCAAUGACUUCAAUUCAUAGCUUCUCACCAAAAGUAAAUAAAAGUUGCAAUUCAUAGCUUUACCAGAUCUCUCUUCCUUGUCCCUCAAAUCGUUGAGAAAAAACAAGGCUUUGAUUCGUUUGGUUUAUUAAUCUCUCAUUGUCUUCCUAGUUUUCCCAUUCUCUGAAUCUCCAAUUCCAUUACCACGAAUGGCCAAGGACUAGAAUGAUCAGUGAACAACGACUACGAUCUUCCUUGUCUGGAGUUGUCCUAGAGAACUCAGGGCCAACCCUGCUUAUAACCGGGGCAUCUUCAGACCAGAGUCUUUAGAUUCAGUUUGGUACGAGAGAGAGAUUGCAGAAUUUUGUUUUGUUUGAAGAGCAAUGGACAAAUUGAGUGCUUUGGACUACAUCAACCAGAUGUUCCCCACAGAGGCCUCUUUGUCUGGUGUGGAGCCACUUAUGCAAAAGAUACAUAGUGAGAUUCGCCGUGUAGAUGCUGGAAUUUUAGCAGCAGUUCGUCAACAGAGUAAUUCAGGAACGAAAGCCAAGGAGGAUCUUGCUGCAGCUACGUGUGCUGUGGAGGAACUCAUGUAUAAGAUCCGUGAAAUAAAAAGCAAAGCUGAGCAAAGUGAAACAAUGGUUCAGAAAAUAUGCCGUGACAUUAAGAAGUUAGAUUUUGCGAAAAAACAUAUAACAACAACAAUCACUGCUCUCCAUCGUCUUACCAUGCUAGUUUCUGCUGUGGAACAACUUCAACUGAUGGCUUCAAAACGGCAAUAUAAGGAGGCAGCUGCACAACUAGAGGCUGUAAACCAGUUAUGUAGUCAUUUUGAAGCCUAUAAAGAUAUUCCCAAGGUCACUGAGCUCAGGGAGAAAUUUAAGAACAUAAAACAAAUUCUGAAGUCUCAUGUUUUCUCUGAUUUUUCAAGCUUAGGUACGGGGAUAGGAUUUUAGGAUUCAGAGUCUGAAGAAAGUAAUCUACUGCAGCAGUUAGCAGAUGCUUGCUUAGUUGUUGAUGCCUUGGAGCCAUCUGUAAGGGAAGAGUUGGUUCAAAAUUUUUGCAGCAGGGAGCUUACUUCAUAUCAACAGAUCUUUGAAGGAGUUGAACUAGCAAAGUUGGAUAAAACUGAAAGGAGAUAUGGUUGGAUUAAGCGUCGGUUAAGAACAAAUGAAGAAAUCUGGAAAAUAUUUCCUCCUUCAUGGCAUGUUCCUUAUUUGCUGUGUAUCCAGUUCUGCAAGUUGACAAGGACACAAAUUGUCGAGAUUCUUAAUAAUUUAAAAGAAAAGCCUGAUGUUGGGACAUUGUUGUUGGCACUGCAACGAACUCUAGAAUUUGAGGAAGAGUUAGCAGAGAAAUUUGGCGAUAGCACUCAUAGCAGAGAAACAGGAAAUGACAAUGAAGAAACAGGUAGAGGGGGCAACAACAGUCAAACUGUAUCAGAUAUUCGGAAGAAGUAUGAGAAAAAGCUUGCUGCACAUCAAGGAAGUGAGACUGAAGAGAAAGAUAGACAAAAAGAUUUGGUGCCAGGAGCUGGGUUCAAUUUUCAUGGAAUUAUUUCAUCUUGCUUUGAACCUCACUUGACGGUAUAUGUAGAACUGGAAGAGAGGACUCUUAUGGAGAAUCUGGAGAAACUUGUUCAGGAGGAAACAUGGGAUAUUGAUGAGGGAAAUCAGACAAAUAUUUUGUCCAGUAGCAUGCAGGUCUUUCUGAUUAUCCGGAGAAGCUUGAAGCGAUGCAGUGCAUUGACAAAGAGCCAGACAUUAUUGAAUUUAUUCAAGGUAUUUCAAAGAAUUCUUAAAGCGUAUGCUACAAAGCUUUUCGCAAGAUUGCCUAAAGGAGGCACUGGAAUUGUUGCAGCUGCCACUGGCAUGGAUGGACAAAUAAAGACAUCUGAUAGGGAUGAAAGAGUGAUCUGUUAUAUCAUUAAUACAGCAGAAUAUUGCCAUAAAACGUCUGGUGAAUUGGCUGAAAACGUGUCCAGUAUAAUCAAUCCUCAAUUAGCGGAUGGAGUGGAUAUGUCUGAAGUGCAGGAUGAAUUUUCAGCUGUAAUCACAAAAGCAUUGGUAACAUUAGUGCAUGGUCUGGAGACGAAAUUCGACGCUGAAAUGGUUGUAAUGACACGGAUUCCAUGGGGUACCCUUGAAAGUGUUGGCGAUCAAUCAGAGUAUAUCAACAGCAUAAAUAUGAUCCUUACUAGUAGUAUUCCUGUCCUUGGAAGUCUUCUUUCUCCUAUCUACUUCCAGUUCUUCUUAGAUAAGCUUGCAUCAUCUCUUGGUCCACGCUUCUAUGCCAAUAUUUUCAAGUGCAAGCACAUAUCAGAAACAGGAGCCCAACAAAUGUUGUUGGACACUCAAGCUAUAAAGACAAUUCUUCUAGAUAUUCCCUCCCUUGGAAGACAGACGUCAGGUGCUGCUAGCUACUCAAAAUUUGUAAGCCGUGAGAUGAGUAAAGCUGAAGCUCUCUUAAAGGUUAUUCUAUCCCCUGUUGACUCUGUGGCUGAUACAUAUCGGGCACUGCUACCUGAAGGAACAACUUUGGAGUUUCAGCGGAUUCUGGAGCUUAAGGGCAUGAAGAAAGCAGACCAGCAAAGUAUUCUGGAUGAUUUUAACAAACAUGGGUCCGGGAUUAAUCAACCACCACAUAUGGUUGCCCAAUCAGUUGUUGUCCCGUCUGUACCCACUGCUCCUAUGGCUUCUACCAUGUCAACUCCAGGCUCAGUUGGAGUUAUUGCUUCGCGAGAAGAUGUGCUAACGAGAGCAGCCGCCCUUGGGAGAGGUGCAGCUACAACCGGGUUCAAGAGGUUCCUUGCCCUAACUGAAGCUGCAAAAGACCGCAAGGAUGGGCCUUUCAGGAAGCUCUUUAAUACAUGAGGAAUGCUUCUGUAUAUUUUACCGAUUUAAUUCAUAUAGCAAGUAACAAUUUUUGUGUCAAAUAACGUGUAAAUUGUCUGAACAUUUUGCCGAGCUUUUUGAGUAAUUCAAAGGAGGGGAGGAAAAAUAAGGGAAAGAUGAUAAGCAAAGAUUUUCCAACUUCACGUAUACAUUUGACAUUGUAUCUAUCUAUAUGCAUGCAUAUAUGCAAGGAGACGGAUAUCUUAUCUGUAAAUUACAAAUUCAACAUAGGAAUGACAUCCCUCUGUCGCAAGUUAAUUGCUCCAUAAUGUAUGUUCGUUACAUAUAACUAGCUUGUAUUAAUUGAGGGGCUUGGUUGAGCCAAGGAUAGAAUUUCAUGAA